Molecule: messenger RNA, 3234 nt
Organism: Ostreococcus tauri
Lineage: Eukaryota; Viridiplantae; Chlorophyta; Mamiellophyceae; Mamiellales; Bathycoccaceae
Product: 2-oxoglutarate dehydrogenase, E1 component
Exons: 1
Coding region: 1-3234 (1077 amino acids)
Biological process (GO): tricarboxylic acid cycle
Cellular component (GO): mitochondrion; oxoglutarate dehydrogenase complex
Molecular function (GO): oxoglutarate dehydrogenase (succinyl-transferring) activity; thiamine pyrophosphate binding
Source: RefSeq, a predicted model, not a curated record
AUGACGCUCGCGAUCGCGCGUCGACGCCUGUGCGCGCUCGCGCGUCACCCGCGCGCCCUCGUCGCCGUCGCGAGAGACGGCGCGUCGCGAGCGAGCACGGUGGGGACGAUCGGGCGCGAUUGGCCCAUCGAAAGAGAAUUUGCCACGAAGAGCGUCGGUUCUGGAGCUUUUCCGUCGUUGAAGCGCGCUCGGGCGACGGUGGAGAGAUCGUUGGCGGUCCAGACGGCGCACGCGCGGGAAAAGGCGACGAUGUCGAGCACGGCGGCGCCGAAACCGACGCCGGUGAGAGAGAUGCGGGACGAGUUUUUGAACGCCACGAGCGCGGCGUACUUGGAGGCGAUGGAGGAUGAUUUCAGGCGAGACCCGAAGAGCGUGCCGGAAUCGUGGGCGAUGUUGCUGAGACAGAUGGACUCCGGGGUGACAGGGGCGGAGAUCUCGGAUAUGCACAACGCGGCGCUCACGGGGACGGCGCCGCACGCGGUCGGGCGGCCGUUGGACGCGCAGACGAUUCAAGAGUCCAUGCGGCUCAUGCUGUUGAUUCGCGCGUACCAAACGAGCGGUCACGCCGCAGCGCGGCUCGAUCCGUUGGGAUUGGACAAGCGCGAGGGGAUCAUUUACCUUGAGCCCGCUUUGUACGGUUUCAGUGAGGACGACAUGGACCGCGAGUUCUUCAUCGGCACUUGGAAGAUGCAAGGUUUCCUCAGUGAAGAUCGCCCUGUGCAGAGCCUACGACAAAUUUUGACCCGCCUCCAGGACACAUACUGCGGGACGAUCGGCUACGAGUACAUGCACAUCCAAGACCGCGACCAGUGCAACUGGCUGCGUUCAAAGAUUGAGACGGAGCGUAAAAAGCAAUACUCAACAGAACGCAAACGUAUCAUUCUCGAUCGCUUGUCCUGGAGCGAACUCUUCGAGAACUUCUUAUCGAACAAGUAUAGCGCGGCAAAGAGAUUCGGCUUAGAGGGGUGCGAAAGUCUCGUGCCCGGAUUCAAGGAAGCGAUUGAUAAGGCGGCAGAGAUGGGAGUCGAAAACAUCACCAUCGGCAUGCCGCAUCGUGGUCGCUUGAAUGUGCUCGCGAACGUCGUGCGUAAACCUCUUCAAACCAUUUUCAAUGAGUUUAAAGGUGGACCUAAAUUGGUGGAAGAGUUGGGGAACGCGGGCUCGUCGUACACCGGAUCAGGCGACGUAAAGUAUCACCUCGGAACUUCGUUUGACCGUCCCACAUUACGUGGAGGACAAAUCCACCUUUCGGUCGUUGCAAACCCCUCGCACCUCGAGGCGGUGAACACCGUUGUCACGGGAAAAACGCGUGCCAAACAGUUUUACACAAAGGAUCCGAAAGGUGAGCGUUCUAUGGCCGUCUUGCUGCACGGCGACGGUGCGUUCAGCGGUCAAGGAAUAGUUUACGAAACGCUCGACAUGAGUAAACUUCCAGAGUACCAAGUUGGUGGGACUUUACACAUCGUGGUGAACAAUCAAGUCGCGUUCACGACUGAUCCGAAAUAUUCGCGGUCGAGUCCUUAUUGCACUGACGUCGCGAAGGGUAUGGAAGUUCCUAUUUUCCAUGUGAAUGGCGACGACGUUGAGGCCGUCGCUUGGGUUAUGGAACUUGCCACGGAAUGGAGAAUGAAGUGGAAGACCGACGCUGUCGUCGAUAUCGUGUGCUAUCGCAAAUAUGGGCACAAUGAGAUCGACGAACCCAUGUUCACGCAACCUCUGAUGUACAAGGUCAUUCAGAAACAUCCAAGUGCGUUGACGCAGUACAGCAACAAGCUCAUUGAUGACGGCACCGUCACUCCGGAGGAAGUCAUGGAGAUGAGAAACAGAAUCAACUCGAAGAUGGAGGAAGAAUUCAACUCGUCGAAGGAUUACGUACCCAAGCAGCGAGAUUGGCUCUCUUCCCACUGGCAAGGUUUUAAGAGCCCCGACCAACUGUCCCGCAUCAGAGACACUGGUUUGCCGCCAGAGCACCUGAAAAACCUUGGCAAUCUCAUCACAACAAUCCCCGCGGGAUUCACGCCACAUCGCGUCGUUAAACGUGUGUACGAGGCCCGACGCGCGAUGAUCGAUAACGGUGAGGGACUUGACUGGGCUAUGGGUGAAGCAUUGGCGUUUGCGUCAUUGCUCGAUGAUGGUAAUCAUGUUCGCUUAUCUGGACAGGAUGUCGAACGCGGCACCUUCUCUCAUCGCCACGCUCUGCUCCACGAUCAAAUCACCGGCGAACGCUUCAUCCCUCUGCGUAAUGUGUACAGUGGAAACAUGGGUCGGGGUCGAGACUUCUUUACCGUGUGCAACUCGUCACUUUCUGAGUACGGCGUUCUCGGCUUUGAACUCGGUUACUCGCUGGAGCAUCCCAACGCUUUGAUCUUGUGGGAGGCGCAAUUCGGUGACUUUGCGAACACGGCACAAGUCAUUAUCGAUCAAUUUAUUAGCUCUGGGGAAGCGAAGUGGUUGAGACAAAGUGGUCUCGUCAUGCUUCUUCCUCAUGGUUAUGAUGGACAAGGUCCCGAGCAUAGCAGUGCUCGUUUAGAGCGUUUCUUACAGAUGACGGAUGAGGAUCCAACGCGCAUUCCGGAGAUGUCGAUGGAAAAGCGUACGCAGCUGCAAGAGUGCAACUGGCAAAUCUGCAACGUUACGACUCCUGCGAAUUACUUCCACAUGCUUCGGCGUCAGGUUCAUCGUGAGUUCCGUAAACCGCUCGUCGUCAUGAGCCCGAAGAAUCUGCUGCGCCAUCCGAAGGCUGUUUCGAAGCUCAACGAGUUCGAUAACAGCGAUGAAAAUGACUCUCUCCAAGGCAUUCGCUUCAAGCGACUCAUCAUGGAUAAGACGUCAACUUCGCGCUCUUUGGAUCCACCCCCUCAACCUGAGGUUGAUCGCGUCAUCUUCUGCUCUGGGAAGGUUUACUACGAUCUUGACGACGCCAGAGACAAAGCGAGCAAACUGGACAAGGUGAAAAUCUGCCGAAUAGAACAGCUCGCUCCGUUCCCUUGGGAUCUCGUUCAGCGCGAGCUCAAGCGCUAUCCCAACGCCGAGGUCGUUUGGUGCCAGGAGGAACCGAUGAACAUGGGCGCUUGGACUCACGUUCAGGCCAGAAUGAGCACCUUGUUCGACCAUCUCGAGCGUCCCGGCAGAACGCGUUACGCCGGACGUAAGCCCGCGGCGUCUCCAGCCACCGGUUACGCCGCGGUGCACGCCCAAGAACAGGCCCAGCUCGUCUCCGAAGCCAUCGAUUAG